This is a messenger RNA of Gymnogyps californianus (California condor), 2170 nucleotides long. It is a transcript of the gene MANEA, whose product is annotated as mannosidase endo-alpha. Gene Ontology annotation, cellular component: Golgi apparatus. The record is from RefSeq and is a predicted model, not a curated record. The transcript has 6 exons. The coding region runs from base 250 to 1623 and encodes 457 amino acids. Gene Ontology annotation, molecular function: alpha-mannosidase activity. NCBI's taxonomy places the organism in Eukaryota, Metazoa, Chordata, Aves, Accipitriformes, Cathartidae.
CUGCCGCCGCGCCCGGCUGCCCCACGAGCACGCCCCCCUUCCCGCCCGCCCACCGGCCGUCGGGCAGCGCCCCUGCUUCGGGCGGCCUGGCUCUGCAGCUGCCCGUGCUGUGAACUGCCCCGGGAAGCUGGUGCGCAGGUAGCUCCCGGUGAGGAAGAUGGCUGAAGGUUGCUUUCUUUUCGUGGUCCGCAGCUGCUCAAAGUUAGUUGCGGCCAAAAUCCUUCCGUUUGGAUUCUGAACUAUGACAUCAUGGCAAGAUUUCGCAGAAGAACAUGCAUCAUUUUGUUGCUUUUUAUUUUGUUUAUUUGUUCCAUAAUGAUGGCUUUGAAGACUCUGAGACCUGACAGAGCUGGCUUUGGGGAUCCAUUUGGACUUGGAUUGUUGCCCGAGCUUCAACAACGGACAGUGCUCUUAGACAAUAAACAGAAUUCACUAAACAGGGUUCAAGGAGAUACUGUAACACGUGUCAGUAAUUUACAUAGUAUCGCAGUCAAUACUAUGAAGGCAUCUAUGCCUCCUGUAAACAAGCUGGAAGAGGAGCUGUCUUCUCCUAAUUAUAACUUUCACAUAUUCUACUAUAGUUGGUUUGGGAAUCCACAGUUUGAUGGUAAAUACAUUCACUGGAACCAUCCGUUGUUGCCACAUUGGGAUCCCAAAAUUGCAAACAAUUAUCCAAAGGGAAGGCAUAAUCCUCCUGAGGACAUUGGGGCCAACUUUUAUCCUGAACUCGGAUCUUACAGUUCCAAAGACCCUUCUGUCAUAGAAGCCCACAUGAAACAAAUGCGUUCAGCUUCAACUGGUGUAAUAGUGCUUUCAUGGUACCCACCGGGUAUGGCUGAUGAAAAUGGAGAACCAACUGAUGAUUUGGUGCCUGUUAUUUUGGAUUAUGCACAUAAAUAUAAUCUAAAGGUCACUUUUCAUAUUGAACCUUACAAAGAUAGAGAUGAUCGCAGUAUGUACCACAAUGUCAAAUACAUCAUUGACAAAUAUGGAAGCCAUCCAGCCUUUUACAGGCAUAAGACCAGCACAGGCAGAUUUCUUCCCAUGUUUUAUGUUUAUGAUUCUUACGUAACAAUUCCUGAAAUAUGGGCAAAUCUGUUAACUGUUUCUGGAUCCCAGACUAUUCGAAAUACUCCAUAUGAUGCGUUAUUCAUUGCACUUCUUGUAGAAGAAAGACAUAAGCAUGACAUUCACAGAAGUGGCUUUGAUGGAAUGUACACGUACUUUGCCACCAAUGGCUUCUCCUAUGGCUCAUCUCAUCAUAAUUGGGCAAGUUUAAAAGCCUUUUGUGAUAGUAACAACUUAAUGUUUAUUCCAAGUGUGGGGCCAGGGUAUAUUGAUACGAGUAUCCGACCAUGGAACAACCACAACACCCGUAAUCGUGUCAAUGGGAAAUACUAUGAGACUGCCUUCAGUGCAGCCCUUUUGGUGCGACCAGAAAUUAUUUCUAUUACAUCUUUUAAUGAAUGGCAUGAGGGAACUCAGAUUGAAAAAGCUGUCCCCAAACGGACUGGACAGGUGGUUUACCUUGAUUAUAAGCCCCAUAAACCAAAUGUUUACCUAGAACUUACUCAGAAGUGGUCUGAGAAGUACAGAAAAGAACAAGAACAGUGGCUUAUGUGAGCUGUUGCUGCUGCAGUUGUGUCCUAAUGCAUUGACUAAAUUGAGAAAGAAAUUGAGAGCUGAAAAAUCUGUUAUUAAAUGUCUUUAUUAUAGAUAUGUUCAAAUUAUUAUAUCUCUUGAAUGUAUAUGCACUACUACUGAAUUUGAAUUUUGAAGAGUAAAAAGAUGAUGAGAAUAUUGGCAUCUCAUUAAUAUUGUAGUUCAAGAAUAUUCAGGGAGAAUGCUGGGGGUUUGUUUGUUUGUUUGUUUUAAACUUCAUAACUUGCAUGCUGAGCUUCCAGAACAUCUACAUGGCAUAACUCUACAUGACCAAAGUAGAACAAAAAUUUGGCAUAGUUAUACUUACUUCCUUUAUUCUUGUAGUUGUGUUUCUAAUCAAAGUGAUGCUGUAAUCUAAAUUUUUAUCCUGAUAGCUUCUUGCAGGAUGGAUGUCUGUAGUGUGUGGAAUAAUCUACAUCUACUGUUUUUAAUGCUUUGCACACAGGGAGUUCUUGACAUACAUCUAGCUUGUGGUAAAAACAUUGAAGAGGUAUGUGUGAUGCAACAA